GUGUUCCACGUUGACGAAUUGACGCGACGCUGUUGACCUUCCACGUAGCAAGCGGCAAUGGUAGCGGUCGCGUUAUGUCGAUUUAUUCAAUCGUAGACUCAGUGACCAAGUAUAUGUGAAAUCAAAAUAGUCCUUCCACAUAACAGAAAAGAUACUUAAUAAAUAGUUCAUUAAAAUGAAGAAUUUCAGUUAUUUCCUUUUAUUAGUCAUUCCUUUGAUCAUUUUAAGUGCGAACAGAGGAUCUGGCAUAGCUUAUGCUCAAGAAGAUGAAAAUAUUGAUGAUAUAGUCGACGUUGAAGGAGAAGACAAUACAAUCAUCACUGAUGAUGAACUAGAAGAAGAAACGACUAAUGCUUCCACUGAUGCAGAUACAACUAUUUUAUUUACUAAACCUAUCUAUAACACAUUAUCUACCCUUGAAUUACCAGCUGGAAAUUUGGUAGAAUUCCUUGUUGGUUUCACCAAUAAAGGAGAAAAUGAUUUUGUUUUGGAAUCAUUGGACGCAUCCUUCCGUUAUGCCAUGGAUUUCAACUUCUACAUUCAAAACUUCUCUACGUUUACAUUUAAUAGAGUAGUCAAACCUAAACACGAAGCAACCUUGGCAUAUUCGUUCAUACCUUCAGAAACAUUUGCUGGAAGACCAUUUGGACUCAAUGUUAAUCUUAAUUAUAGAGACGCAAACGGAGUUGGUUACAGCGAAGCAGUUUAUAACGAAACUGUACAAGUAAUAGAAUUAGAUGACGGAUUGGAUGGAGAAACGGUGUUCCUUUAUGUUUUCCUUGCAGCAUGUGUUAUAUUGACUUUAGUCGGUGGCCAACAAUUACUCUCAUCUUUUGGUCGCAAAUCUCGUUCUUCCACGACACGCAAGGCGCCUAUAGAAAUGGGAACAUCUAAUCCUAAUAACGUAGAUUACGAUUGGUUACCAAAGGAAACUCUUCAUGCCCUCAAUAAGUCCCCCAGAACACCAAAACAAAAAACCAAGCAAAGAAAAGGAAAGCGGAUAUCUCCAACAAUGUCUGGAACAGAGAAUCACUCUAAUAAUCUGAAUAAUUUAUGAAACUAAUGUCUAUGAUUAAACGAACACACUCUUCAUUAGGUGAGAUAAAUAAAUACACAAACAAACAAAAAUAAAUAAUUAUGUGUAAAUUGUCAUGAUACUUGUAUUAUAAACAUCCAUCGUAUACAGUUUUCAAACAAAAACACAUUUGAUGUCGUAAUAAGCUAAUUAUUAUUUAUAAUAAUAAUAAUAUAAAAUUAGUAUAUAAUAAAAAAAUAAAAAAAGGGAAAGUAAGAAAGUAAAAGAAAAAGAGAAAACGAUAAGAAAACAACAUUGUGUCUCAUAUGUACAAUUAACAUCAAUUUUUGUAGUUCCAUAAAUAUUCUCAAGCAUACAUAUUGUUUAUUUAUAAAAUAAUAUAAGUAUGUAUGUGUUUAUGAUAAAAGAAAAAGAAAAUAAAUAUGUGAUUGUUUUAUAAUUAUACUCGUAUUGCAUACACAAAAAUGUGAUAGAAUAAACUAGUAUUGUAUAUAAGUA
This is a messenger RNA of Polistes dominula (European paper wasp), 1534 nucleotides long. Its product is annotated as signal sequence receptor subunit 1 l(1)G0320. The record is from RefSeq and is a predicted model, not a curated record. NCBI's taxonomy places the organism in Eukaryota, Metazoa, Arthropoda, Insecta, Hymenoptera, Vespidae. Gene Ontology annotation, cellular component: endoplasmic reticulum membrane; endoplasmic reticulum.